CUAGAUGACGCAUAUGCUGGUGUUAUAGUAUACAUUGUAAAUUAGUUUAUACAAAAAUACAUAAAAAUAUAACAAACCGGUAACAAGUAAAGAAUGCCUUUAAGAUGCUUUUGGAUUUUUCUAAUUGGAAUAAUUCUGAUCCUUAGUUCAAGCAGACAUCGAGCAGAAAACAUUGAAAAGAAAGAAGAAGAAACAGCAAAAGAUGUUCCAAUCUCUAAUGAGGAACAAACUGAAAAUAAUUUCAAAUUAGAUAAAGAAAAUGAAUCAGAAACCCCAUUAGAUUUGAAAAUAGAGACUGACAAACAAAUAGACGAGAAAAAUGUCAAACAUGAAAAUAUUCCAAUUAUUCCAGACAAUACCAAUGUCAAAUUUGAGAAAAAAUCAGAAGAAACAGAAAAUGAAAACAAAGAAAACCCCCAAAAUACAACCGAAUCAGUUGUAGAAACUUCUGAUUCUGAAAAUUUGACAAAAUCUCCUGAAAAUGGGAACAUUGGUUUUGAAGCUGAUGGAUCUACACAUGUUACAUUGAAUGAUGAGAAGAUUUCAAUGGAAGAGAUGAAAACAACAACCCCUGGUGUUGAGGUGGAGAUGGUAAAUGAUCCUAAAGACCAAGAGAUAAUUGAUAAAAUUUUAAACCAGUCAGUUGAUGAACCAACCAAGGAAGACGUCAACUUAACUAAGAUUGUGGAUGAAAUAAACAACACAAUCUUGAAUGAUUCCCACACUGAGAGUAAACCUGAUGUGCUACCCACCACAAAUGAUGAUCUUACACAAACAGUUAUUGAACCUAAAACAACGCAUACUGUUCAUUUAAAUAAAGCUGUUGAUUCUGAAGACCAAGAAACAACAACAACAACAACAACAACAACAACAGAAGUUAAAACUGAAGAACAAAAUGAACAAAUUCUUGAACCUAAAAGUAAAAUAAACAAACCAGAAAAAGAAGAAGAAGAAACAGAAGCUGUACCUACUGCUGAUAAGGAAGACACCACCACCAGUAAUGAUAAUGAAGUUGAAAACACUGAUAAACAAGAAGUUAUUGUUAAUUCAAAUAAAACAACAACUGCUAAUGCUGAAGAGAAACAGAAUGAGGAAAAUGUUAAACUUGAAGUGGAUAGUAUUCAGUCGUUUGAAGAAUGGAAGAAAAAACAAAUACAAGAUCGGGAGGAAGCAGCAGUGAAAGUAACGAGUCAAAGUCCUCCUCGAGCGAUAAGAACAAAGAAAACACAAGUUAAUUACGCAUCCCAAGAUUGUGGAGCAAAAAUUUUAACUCAAAAUCCUGAAGCUAAGCAUGUAUCAGCAAUAUUAGAUGAGAACAAAGACAUGUACAUGUUAAACCCAUGUUCUGCUAACAUAUGGUUUGUUGUGGAACUAUGUGAACCUAUUCAGAUCCGACAACUACAAGUUGCCAACCUUGAGUUAUUUUCAUCUGCCCCCCAUAUCUUUGAUAUUUCUAUAAGCGAGCGUUACCCUGCUAGAGAAUGGCGCCCUCUGGGGACAUUUGAGGCAAGAAACGAACGAACUGUUCAAACUUUCGCUCCACCAAGAGAAGAACUUAUGUUUGCCAAGUAUAUUAAGUUUGAGAUGAAGAGUCACUUUGGGAAAGAGCAUUUCUGUCCUCUCACCCUCAUUCGUGUCCUUGGAGUCUCUAUGGUGGAGGAGUAUGAGGAAACCGAGGAUAAAAAUAAUGAGAAGAGUGAGAUGGGGAGGGAGAGUGGGGAGCAAAAAAUCAUUAAAAACAUCCAUGAUGACGAUGUUGUUAAUGAGGAUGGUAAAGAAAGUGGAUCGAUUGAAAAGAUGUUUAAGAUUAUGAAGAAUGCAGUCGGUACGUUGCUAGGCAAUGGCGGAAGUGAACAGAAUACGACAAACGAAACAAACAUUUCCAAUGAAACUUUGGAUGAAAAAACAAACAAAACAGAAGAAGAUGAUAAAAUUGAUCCGAAAUGGGAAUCCCCCGUUACCUUAGUAACAAACAAAUCUGAAGUUGCUCCUCCCGUGCUCCGGAAGACACCCAUCGUAACAUUAGUGGAGACGGGAGAUGGACAAGAGGUUUUGAUGGAAGAAGAUUUCAAUCCUCAUCUUCAUUCGUUAAGGUUUCUCGAUAAAAUAUCUCGGGAUAAAUUCACGGCUCAUCUAUGUUGGUUCCUGGAGCUUAUAUACAGAGUAUCAGUGAUGUCAUGCAUCAUGCAACCAUACAACAACCAGACAUCUGCUGAUCCUUCUCUUUAUGCAUAUGUGCUGCAUAAGAAAGUCAACCAAGAACAGCAAGUUCCACCCAAAGUGACAGAAUUCAAAGAAAAAUCAAAAGAUUUCGUGAAAAUUGAAGAAGUACAAAAGGCUGCACCACUGGAUGAUGCUGUUGAGCCUAAAAAGAUUAAAAUUUUUACGAAAAAUCAGAAAAUUUAAAUGAAAAUAAUAAUAAUAAUAAUCAACCUGAAAAACCGGUAAAAAUUCAGAUUAAACUUGAAAAACCUGCAGAAACUGACGAAGAUUUGGUUAAAACAACAAAUAUUCCUGAGAAUAACAACACCACGCAGGUUAAUUCAACAUCUGAAAAAGUUACGGCACAUGAGGUACCAACAGGGGGUUUGUUGGUGGAUGAAGCACCGACAGUUCAUGACAUCUUGCAUGUUAAACUUGACGAGAAAUGCGAAAAACCUCAUUCAGAAGCAGAAAAACCAAAUGUUUCUGAUACAAUUUCACAAUCUCAACCAGAACCUGUUGCUGAUGAUGUCAGUGAUGAUGUAAUCACUGAUGACAUCACUGCAGUAAAAGAUGUUGUUCUAGUUGAUGAUGUCACCAAUAAUGAUGUCACUACCAAUGAUCUCAUCAAUGACUCAGCAAAAAUCAAGGUGGUUGAUGACAAUGUAAAUUUAACAUCUGAAGAUGUUGGUGUGGAAAGUAAAGAGAAGAAAGAAAAGAAGGAGAACAAGGAGAAAAAAGAAGUGGAGGAUGGCAGAGAGGAGGUCCCCGCUCUACAAGAUUUCACUCCGCCACCAGAGGAGCUAGAUACAAAGCCCGAAACACCUGAACCAAUAACCGCAAUACCAGCUCUACAAACUGAUGCUGCUAUUAAUGAUCAAACCAAUCUAAAUUCAGAGGAAAAGGUUGUGAUCAACCCCGGCACAAACCAGAAGGAAUCUGUGUUGAUGAGGCUGAGCAACAGAAUUCGUGCCUUGGAACAAAACUUAUCUUUGAGCAGUGAUUACUUGGAGGAUUUAAGUCAAAGAUACAAGCGACAAAUGGAUGAAAUGCAGAAAGCUUUUAAUCGAACUAAGACGAGACUCACAGAAACUUCUAGAAGAAGUGAAGAAAAAGAACAAAAGCAAGAUGAUUCCAUACUAUUGGCUCAUGACCAAAUUGAUGAACUUAAGAAAAAGAUGCACCAAGUGAGUUCUACAUUGGAUCGAAUCAACCAACAUAUGAUUAUUCGCCACUUUGUUCUCAUGGCAGUAGAGAGCUGUAUGUUGGUUGUUGUAUUUAUUGCUUGUUUUACAAGAAGACAGAACAGGUUACUACACAAACUUGAAUGUAAGGAGAGGGAACUACAUGAACUGCUUAAUGCAGCAAAAGCAACUUUUACCAACGGUCAUGUUAAGAUGAAUGGUUCAGUUAAAAGGGAAACCAGCAGAGUCAUUGAUGCGAAUCAAGAAAAACCAAAGAAAGAUCUUAUCAUUGUAACCUCAAAGGAUAUAAAAGAUCCAGAAGAAGUUAAACCACUUCUCAAAUCCUCCUCUUCUCCUGUUAUGAUGAGGAAGAAAUCUUCUUUUAAAACAAGUCCAAUCCAUAGGCGGAAAUUUCAGAUCAAGUCUCGUAAAACAAGUUCUUCAUCCACAAAACCAAUUUCCUCUCCCACCCUGUCUUCUUCAACUGCUAAACAUCAGGAUGACACUCUAUUCUCUGCUGCUACGUUUCAAAUUGGGAAAAAGAAAAAAGGCAGCAAGCAUUUGUCCCUAAAAACUGAAGUCCCAAAAAGUGGGAAUGCAUUUUCCUUUGACACAUACUCUGACCAUGCAGUUGCUCCUAUCUGUGCUAAAAGUAUAAGCCCAUGGAAUAACACCAGCACCAUUUUAUCAGGAAAGGCAAGAUAAGAUGUAUAUGGAGUUAUUUCCUUGGUAUUAUUAUUAAUUUUUUUUCUGUUUUAGUUACGUUUACGCUACAGUGCAACUUUCAAUAGUCAAUGCUCUUAUGCAAAAUAUAGAAUGUAGUUCUUUGUUCACCAUAAGUAUAAAUGUUUUUACACUUGAAUAAUGUAGACCAUGGUGCACUGUAGUGUAAACAUCUACUGAGUUUCAUGUAGACUCCAUUACUGUGCCCUUUUUACAUUUAUUAACUUGUAUUAUUUAGUGGUGUUUAACAUAUAGUGGGCUUGGUUUUACUACUAUAGUUCCCAACUUAUUACUACCACAGAGACAACAGGGUAUAAGGUGCCACUGCAAAACCAUGUGAAAACGUCCUGUUUUGUUUGUGCAAUGAUGAAGCUUUGCACAGCUAUGUAACUGCUUUUACACUUUAGCAUUAUAUGUACUGUGCUACAUUCCUGUGUGCAGUUAUAACGUUGGGACAGUUAGGUUUUAUACAUGCUAUUAUUGGUACCAUCGGUAUUUUCCACUCAUUUUACACCUAUUUAUUGAUGCUACUGGUGCAGAGUAUUUUUAAUAGAACCGCUUGCAAUACAAAUCCCGAACAGUGAA
This is a messenger RNA of Ciona intestinalis (vase tunicate), 4694 nucleotides long. Lineage: Eukaryota; Metazoa; Chordata; Ascidiacea; Phlebobranchia; Cionidae. The record is from RefSeq and is a predicted model, not a curated record.